This is a messenger RNA of Caenorhabditis angaria, 1482 nucleotides long. The record is from the annotation of a GenBank genome assembly. Lineage: Eukaryota; Metazoa; Nematoda; Chromadorea; Rhabditida; Rhabditidae.
AUGGGUGUUGUUCCAAUUCCAUUAACAGUUUCUCACACAUCCAACGUUCCAAUCGAAGUGAAAUUUUCAUUGAAACCCUCCUGCAAAAUAUGCUCCAAUGAUUUCAGUGAGUUUUCAAAAAAUCCAAAUCCCUCCUAAAAAUAUGAAUUUUUCAGAUGACAAAGAUCAUAUUCCAAAACUCCUUCAAUGUGGUCACACUUUCUGCUCCAGUUGCAUCAAAAGAAGCGUCGAAUCAAAGUGAGUGAGAAAAAAUUAAGGUUUUUUUCUAUAAAUACAUUCAAAUUUUCAAUUUUCAGCAAGUUUUCGUAUUCUGGAGACGGCGAUGUUUUUCGACAUUUUAACUGCUUCACAUGUAAGAAAGAAAGUGAACUUGAUACAAACAAAUCGGAUUAUGGAUUUCCUUCGAAUUUUCAAUUGAUGGAAGUUUUGCAGCCAAGUGAUACAAGAAGUUUGAAAUGUAUCGAAUGCCAUGCUGAUUCUAAUGAAUGUAUGAUGCAAAUCUGUAGAAUGUGCACUAUAAACAAUUUCAAAUUUGAUAUUGUGAAAAUCGAUCACGAAGAUGUAAGUUUUUCAAAUUUUCACAAAUAUUUUUCUAAAUCCGCAUUUUCAGUCGGUCACCGACCCAGAUAACUUCGCCAUUUGCUCUACUUGCAUUCUCAGAAAACACAAAGAUCAUAUAUACAUCGAUUUUUAUCCAAUUCGAAGAUUUUGGCAUUUAAAAAAUGUUUUGCGAGAUGUCAAAGUUGCGAAAGCAAGUUAUGAUAAAUUCUUCUGCGAGGCCCGUGAAAUUAUGGAUAAAACGCCACGUUUGUUGACAAGAUUUCAAGAUGUAAGGCAGUUUUAUGAAUUAAUAUCUAUAUAUUUAAGUGAAUAUUUCAGGAAACUUCUCGAAUGAUUGAAUUGAUGUCAUAUGCAAAAUCGAGUCAUCAACUCAAAUAUAUGGAAAAACGUUAUGAAGAAGAAAUGAAAAAAGUUGUUGGAGUAGCGAAAUGUAUCAAGGAUUCACUUAUAAAAGUUAACGGCGAUAUCGAAAAGAAUUGUUUGACUUUGCGAGAUGAAAAUGAUAAUUUGAAAGGAACUGCGUGUGAUGAGAACAUCCAAAAUAUUCAAGAAGUUCUCAAAGUUUUUGGCCCUUCAGCACCACCUGAAGAAGAAGAAGUUGAAGUUAAGCAGGAACAUGUGCCAGAAAUAAUUCCAACUCCUUUUGUUCUCUUGAAAAAUAUCAUUGAAUUGAUUUGGUUGAGCAUUUCUUGGACAACUCAAGUAACUCUUGAGGAAACCAAAAAAAUUAUUGAGAAACAAAAAGAUUCGCAGAUCAGAGUUGGUGAGUUUUUAUAUUUUUUCUCUGACGAGUUUCAGAUAUAGAAAAUCAUUUUUGUUUCAGGAUAUGUUUCGAUUCACCCAAAAUUCAUCAUUUUUUCGUUCUCAUUCACUGUUGUUCUUUCAAUUUUGGCCAUGAUUUUCAAGAUUUUAUUUUUCUGA